AUGAGUACGGCCAAGCUGAGCUACCAGGACCAAGAAUACGAGCUUCCGGUUGUCGAAGGCACCGAGAACGAGCUCGGCAUCGACAUCACCCACCUGCGCAAGCAGUCGAAGCUGAUCACCCUCGAUCAGGGUUACGGCAACACCGGCAGUUGCCAAAGCAGCAUCACCUACAUCGACGGCGAGAACGGCAUCCUGCGUUACCGCGGCUAUCCGAUCGAGCAGGUGGCGGAGAACGCUAGCUAUGUCGAGGUCUGCUACCUGCUGAUCAACGGCGAAUUGCCGACUGCCGAGCAGUUGGAGACCUUCAAGCAGAAGCUCACCUACCACUCGAUGCUGCACGAGGACAUGAAGAAGUUCUUCGAAGGGUAUCCGCCGACCGCCCACCCGAUGGCAAUCCUCUCGUCGAUGGUGGUGUCGAUGUCGACCUACUAUCCGAAGGCUGAUUCCAAUAUCGACCUCAACAUCAUCCGGUUGCUGGCCAAGGCCUCGACGAUCGCGGCGUUCUCUUACAAGAAGUCGAUCGGCCAGCCGUUCAUGUACCCGCAGAAUCACCUCAGCUACACCGGCAAUUUCCUGCAGAUGAUGUUCGCCGUACCGGCCGAGCCUUUCAAACUCAACCCAGUGCUUGAUCGGGCGCUCAACCUAUUGUUGAUCCUGCACGCUGAUCACGAGCAGAAUUGCAGCACCUCGACGGUUCGGAUGGUGGGCUCGAGCCAGGCCAAUCUCUAUGCUUCGACCGCCGCUGGUGUUUGUGCGCUGUGGGGACCACUCCACGGCGGUGCCAAUCAGAAGGUGAUGGAGAUGCUGCAGAUGAUCGCCGAUGACGGCGGCAACUACCGCAAGUACGUCGACAUGGCGAAGGACAAGAAAUCGGGCUUCCGCCUGAUGGGCUUUGGUCACCGGGUUUACAAGAACUUCGAUCCGCGGGCCAAGAUCCUCAAGGCCGCUGCCGACGAAGUGCUCGAAGACCUCGGGAUCAACGACCCACUGCUCGCGGUGGCCAAGAAGCUCGAAGAAGUAGCGCUCAACGACGAGUUUUUUAUCAAGCGCCGGCUCUACCCCAACGUCGACUUCUACAGCGGCAUCAUCUAUAGCGCCAUGGGCAUCCCGACCAACAUGUUCACGGUCAUGUUCGCCCUCGGCCGGCUGCCGGGUUGGAUUGCCCACUGGAUGGAGAUGCGCGACGACCCCAAAGGCAAGAUCAACCGUCCGCGGCAGAUCUACGUUGGCUCCGGCGAACGUGAAUACGUACCGAUCGCCCAGCGCUAA
Messenger RNA from Nerophis lumbriciformis (worm pipefish), 1269 nucleotides. The record is from RefSeq and is a predicted model, not a curated record. NCBI's taxonomy places the organism in Eukaryota, Metazoa, Chordata, Actinopteri, Syngnathiformes, Syngnathidae.